AAUCGUGGGAAACCCUGUAAAACAGCACUGUAAUGACCCUGUCGAUUGCCCUGUCGAUACUGCCCAGAGUGGCAUCAUUCCAACGCAGACCGUGGUUAGUUACGGACGCCCCGUUGUUGGUGCAACAUGUCAUCCGCCAAACAGAUGGGUCGUGGACAGUAUCGUAAUGAGUACAUCGCAGCGUUAGCAGCUACCUCAUCACUCGUGGCAUCGGUCGCCUGUGCUGGAUGGUCAUCGCCGGCCCUUCCUGUCCUGCGAGGCCCUAACUCACCCAUCCCGAUCACACCGGACGAAGGUUCGUGGGUCGUGUCACUCCUAUCAAUCGGUUCCCUCUUCGGGCCCAUCAUUUGUGGCCUGUUUGUCGAUCGAUAUGGCAGAAAGCCGGUCCUGUUGGUUAGUGCCGUCCCGCUAGUAGCUGGAUGGUUGUUUAUUGUGUUUGCCGAGUCCGUCGGUAUGCUGUACACCGCUCGGCUACUGCACGGCAUUGGCUACGGGCUGGCGUACUCCGUGACGCCCAUCUAUCUGGGCGAAAUAUCUUCGAACGCAGUGCGAGGAUCUACCGGUGUGCUGGUGACGGUAAUGGCCAAGCUCGCUUUCCUGUUCGAGUACUCCGUCGGACCGUACGUUGGAUUUCGGGCUUUGGCGUGGAUUUCACUCGCCCUUCCGGUCGGGUUCGUUGUGCUGUUCUUCUGGAUGCCCGAGACACCGUACUACCUGUUGGCUCGAGGUAAUAAGAAGGCUGCUGCGGAUAGUUUGCGCUGGUUGCGUCGCAGCUCAACCAUCGACGAGGAGCUUGGCCGGAUGGAGAAGCUUGUGCUGGAGAGCAAACAGAAGGGAAAUCCACUGAAGCAACUGCUGCUCACGUCCACGAACAAGAAAAGUCUCGUGAUCAUACUGCUGCUUUCGUUCGGUAUGCAGCUGACGGGCAUCAAUGCGAUCCUGGGCUACUCGCAGACCAUCUUCUCGCGGUUAGCGCUACCGCUGACUGCUGCCGAACUGUCGAUCGUGCUCGCUCUGGUGCAGCUAGGGUCCGUUAUGUUACCGACCUUCCUGGUAGAUCGUGCCGGACGUCGACCGUUGCUACUGGCCUCCACGGCGGGAUCCUUCAUCGGGUUAGCUAUGUGUGCCGUGUACUUUACGCUGGAUGAAACCACCACGGAUGUGCUAUCGCCUGAACCGGGCGCAGCACACGGAUGGAUUCCGUUCGCUGGGGUACUGCUCUUUAUCAUCUCGUUCGCUAUCGGACUUGCCACUGUACCGUUCGCCAUUUUGGGUGAGGUAUUCCCGAAGCACAUCAAGGCAGCGGCGAAUUCUGUGUUUGCGGUCAUCACGUCUGCGGUUGUGUUUUCGGUGGUGAAGCUAUUCCAGGUCAUUUCGGACGGUGCUGGAACGUAUGUAUCGUUCUGGAUCUUCACCGGGUGUACGGCCGUGACGGGGGUUUUGAUUUACUUGAUCAUUCCCGAAACGAAGGGCCAAUCGUUUGAGCGUAUCCAGGAGAUAAUGAUGCGACCGCCAACGAUGACUGUGCUGAUACUGCUGCUGCUGCUGAUACCGAUCUCGUCGGAGGUGGAAAUCGAUUGCAACAGUUUGCGGAUGGGACAGUUCAUCUGCCCCGAUCCGGCGCUGCGUCAGAUUGAUCCGAAAACGCAGCAACUGCGGGGAUGUACGCCGGACAAUAAGGCACGCGUUUGGUGCGUCGCUGUCGAGGGGAUCGUGUGCAGCGAAACGAAGAACACAAGCUUCACCCGCGAAAUGCCCUGCAAAUGGACCAAUGGAUAUCACUUCGAUACCGCACUACUGCUCUCCGUGUUUCUCGGCAUGUUCGGUGCGGAUCGGUUCUAUCUGGGCUAUCCCGCCAUUGGGCUGCUAAAGUUCUGCACCCUUGGCUUUAUGUUUCUGGGCCAGCUGGUCGAUGUUAUACUGAUCGCAACGCAGGUCGUGGGGCCGGCCGAUGGGUCGGCAUACAUCAUACCCUACUACGGACCGGUCAUUACGGUCGUGCGUAGUGACAAUUGGACGUAUCGCCUACCGCAGGAUAACUGGUGAUUGCUGGCCAACAUCUUCCGGCUACCACGAUGGCCGCAGGUGGAAAACUAAGAAGAGGGUCACAUGUCUUAUCGGUACCGGGGUGGACAAAUAGAGAGGAGCGAGAUAUUACUGUUCUCCUUCAUUGCGAAAUACCACCCCGAGACGAGACAUCCUCUUUCCUUUUGCUCCAGAAGCAAAAAGGUACGAAAUGUGAUACGAUAGCGUGUAGUAGUGAGUUUGUUGGUAAUGUUUUUCCCCCCUCGAGACAGUGAAGCAGAAUAAAAUGUAGCUAAAAUUAGUGAAAAAAA
Messenger RNA from Anopheles merus, 2336 nucleotides. It is a transcript of the gene bisc, whose product is annotated as facilitated trehalose transporter Tret1. Bases 127 to 2046 code for a protein of 639 amino acids. Gene Ontology annotation, cellular component: membrane. The record is from RefSeq and is a predicted model, not a curated record. Gene Ontology annotation, biological process: transmembrane transport. Gene Ontology annotation, molecular function: transmembrane transporter activity. The transcript is spliced from 4 exons. Lineage: Eukaryota; Metazoa; Arthropoda; Insecta; Diptera; Culicidae.